UCCCCAUAAACCUAAACCAUCACCUCCCACACAUUAAAAAAACAGCACGAAAACUGGGAAGCUAGCUAGCGAUCGAUAAUAGAAUGGAAGGGGAAUCGGAGUGGAGGAGCUCGAGCGAGGAAGGCGAGGAUGGCGCAGGCAUGGGGCGAUCCUACGAGUGCGUCUUCUGCAAGCGAGGCUUCACCACCGCGCAGGCCUUGGGUGGACACAUGAACAUCCACCGCAAGGAUCGAGCCACUACGAACAAGCCCACCAGCCGCCCCAAACCAGCCGACGACGCCAACAACAACAACAACAACUAUCAUCAUUUCUACAACUCCCUGCAGCAGUACCCGCUCCACCACUACCCGACCCGGCCCGCGGCCCACGCAUUUUUCCCGGGCCCGGUCAUUACUACUGCGGUGCCCCCGGCGUACUUGGACCUGUUCGGGGAGGACAGCUGGCGGGGGAGGAGGAAUAUGCUGCUGCCGCCCUCACCGGAUCUUCGUACUCACCAGAGCAGGGAGAUGGAAGCUGGAGGAGGGGACGGCGGGUUGGACCUGGAGCUACGACUUGGUCACGACCGCCGAUACUAAACAAACAAUAAUCAUAUCAAAUUAAGAUCCCUAAGCCGUCUCUGGGUAAGCAUACGCUGGCUAUAGUAGUAUAUUCUUGUGUGAUGACAAAACAAGGCUGCUGCUUUCUUCAUUUAGUUUUCAUCGAUGGACGACUGUGGUGGUGUGGUUCAAACUCCAUGCCAUAUGUCGAAUUAUGGGUAGCUACAGGAACUAUGUGUAUGUAUGUGGGUUUUUUUUUAUUCCAUGUUUUGCCUUUCCUUUUUUUGGGUUUCUUCCUCUUUCUUUUAGCUAGCUGCAGCUGGCCUUGAUCAUAAUGAGGAACUUAGCAGGAGAUAAAUAAGCGGGGCUGGGUGGAUAUAGUUUUGUGGUGUAUAUGCAAGGUUUUAUUUGCAUCAAUCAAUAAACAUUAAAAGUGUUA
Linum trigynum is the source of this 975-nucleotide messenger RNA. The record is from the annotation of a GenBank genome assembly. Lineage: Eukaryota; Viridiplantae; Streptophyta; Magnoliopsida; Malpighiales; Linaceae.